Messenger RNA from Lactuca virosa, 535 nucleotides. The record is from the annotation of a GenBank genome assembly. NCBI's taxonomy places the organism in Eukaryota, Viridiplantae, Streptophyta, Magnoliopsida, Asterales, Asteraceae.
UUCUUAGGAUACCUCUAUAUAUAGUUUUGAAACUCGUACGUUUAUAUAUGACCGAGGAACAAAAAACAUGAAAGAGGUAAAAAUCAAAAUUGCAUGGGCUUUGGCGAUCCUAUUGGUGCUUGGGCGGCCGAAUACACAGGUUGAAGGACAGCUUAGUCUUCCGUGCAUGAGGAUUAAUCUUCGCAUGAUAACUUGUUAUCUACACGUGAUAACUUGCCACCCUAAUUGUAGAAAAGCUCCAUGUAACGAUCAAUGCACACCUCCCCCAAUAUCGUGUUGUGUACAACUUGCGAGGAUAGGAAAAGGUAUAAACACUAAUGCUGAUGCAAAAAAUCUAUGUGACUGCAUACAAGAAACCGUUAUCGACAGACAAGGCACACCGUUUACUGGCGUCGGCCUCUCAGUUCUUCCCAAGGAAUGCAUGCUUGCAAUGAAACUUCCUCCGGUCAAAGCCGACACCAACUGUAAAAAGUGGAAGAAAAAGAUGAUAUUACUUGCUCUUAUGUUCAAGUGUCACAAAAAAAAGAACUUCUAA